Molecule: messenger RNA, 611 nt
Organism: Fragaria vesca subsp. vesca
Lineage: Eukaryota; Viridiplantae; Streptophyta; Magnoliopsida; Rosales; Rosaceae
Product: 60S ribosomal protein L37-3-like
Exons: 3
Coding region: 57-341 (94 amino acids)
Biological process (GO): translation
Cellular component (GO): cytosolic large ribosomal subunit; ribosome
Molecular function (GO): structural constituent of ribosome; RNA binding
Source: RefSeq, a predicted model, not a curated record
AGUUUUCCCGCACACACACACCACCAGAUUUAGGGUUUCCGCAGCCAAACAACGAAAUGGGAAAAGGAACUGGUAGUUUCGGCAAGCGCCGCAACAAGACCCACACUCUCUGUGUCCGAUGUGGACGCCGGAGCUUCCAUCUCCAGAAGUCUCGCUGCUCCGCCUGUGCUUACCCCGCCGCUCGCCUCAGAAAAUAUAACUGGAGUGAGAAGGCUCUGCGCAGAAAGACGACCGGAACCGGGCGCAUGAGGUACCUUCGCCAUGUGCCGAGGAGGUUCAAGAGCGGCUUCCUUGAAGGUACACAGGCUAAGCCGAGGAGCAAGGGAACUGCUACUGCUUAGAUUUGAGAGGAGGAAUCCAAGUUUGAUUUGUUUUGUUUUUUUCGCUUUCGGUAGUUCUGGAUUUUGUGGAAUCGAUUUUGGAUCGUUGUUGUUUGAAUGAUUAAGACAAGGUUUUGUUUAUGUGCUAGAGAGUUUAUCAUGAAUGCCAAGUACUCUACCGUUUUAUCUAUAUUGUUAUGCUAGAAUUAUAUAAUGUGGAUUAGCUGUUUCUAGUAUUCAUGUAGUUAAUACAAUAUUUGAAUGCAAACCAAGGAUAGUUGGACAUGUGCU